AAUCACAAGUCAAAACAAACAAACAAACAAAAUAAACAUCAUUCAUAAGUAAGUUAUUUAAAUGAAAUACUAUACAAUGUUAUUUAUAAUUCAUUAAAAGGAUAUGCUUUAUGUAAUCUAUUAAUGAUAUAAUCAUUGUCAAGAUAUUAGAAUUAAUAAAUGAAUAAUAUAAAAGAUAUUUUUGUAUAAUUAUAUAUGUAUCUCAUGUUUAUUGGAUAAAUCUAGAGCAGUAAAGCAAUAGGACUAGAUAACAUUCAAUCAGAGAUACUGAAAGUAGAUAUAGCAGUAAAUGCAUACUCUUCAACAAGAUAUAGAAUAUAGAAGAAGAAGUAUCAACAAAGUAGAAAGAAAGACUUGUAAUUUAGCAUCAAAGAAAGGUGAUCAAAAUGGAUUGGAUCUAUUUGAUUUAUGUUAUUAUUGGUUUAUUUCUCAUCAAACAACUUCUCUCUCUUCUAUAUAUCAUAUUCAUUUAUACAAUUGGAAAGAGAUUAUUUUCUAAAAGGAAAUUAUUAAAACAUGCUGGUGAAUGGGUAAUUGUAACUGGUGCAACAGAUGGAAUUGGUAAAGUGUAUGCUGAAGAAUUAGCUAAAGAUGGUUUAAAAAUUAUGUUAAUUAGUAGAAAUGAAGAGAAACUUUUGAAUGUUGCUCAUGAGAUUGAACGUAAUUAUCAUGUUGAGACAAGAAUAGUAACAGCUGAUUUCACAAAGAUUGAUGUCUAUCAAAGAAUAAAAGAAGCUAUAGAUCAAUUAUCAUCAAUUGCAUGUUUAGUAAAUAAUGUUGGUAUGGGUGUUCCUAAAUUAGACUAUUAUGCAACAACAGAUUACAUGUCUAUAGAUUUUAUUAAAAAGAUUGUGUUUUGUAAUAAUCUACCAAUUGCUAUUAUGACCCAUUUAGUAUUACCGAAAAUGUUAAAACAAUCAACAAAUGGUAUGGCUAUUAUUAAUAUUGGAUCACAUUCUGGUUAUAGAGCUUUUCCAUUUUUAUCAUUAUAUUCAGCAACUAAAUCAUUUGUGAAUCAAUUAUCUCGAUCAAUCUCUAAUGAAAAUUAUGAUCAUCGUAUUAUUAUACAAACAGUUUGUCCAAUGUUUGUAUCUACAGCAAUGAAUGGUUAUUGUAAAAUGUCUAUAUUUGUACCUAAUGCAAAAGAAUAUACUAAAAGUGCAUUAGAUAUGUUAGGUGUUGAAAAUGAAACAUUUGGUUAUAUUGGUCAUGCAAUUAAAGAAUAUUUAACUAGUUUAUUACCAAAUUCAAUUUGGAGAUAUUAUAUGUUAUUUAUGAAAUCAUGGUUUGAUAAACAUAAAAAACAAUAAAAUAUUGUUAUAUAUGUAGUUGCCAUGGUGAAUAAACAUGAAAAACUGAUAAUUUCAUAUAAUAAAAUUUGAUUGAUUUUUCUUAAUCUUUACUUUGUUUUUUUUUUCGUUAUAUAUUACAAUAGUUGAAAUCAUGAGUCAGUUGAAGUUAGACCACCAUAGAAAACCUAGAAGUAAUGGACAGAUGUUUUGUUCUAGUAUAAGACUCCUCAGGAGUGCGUAUCCAUGAUCUCGGCUUGCGAAAUUCGAACUUAGGACUUAUCACUCUCACGCGUGAGCGCUUAAUCAUUAGACAAUGGUGUAAUCUGAUGCGAUUUUCUGGAUUAGUUGAAGUUAGACAUUAACACUGUUGAAUGUCUGUCUGCUCAGCGGUCUAAUGAUUAAGUGCUCGCGCGCGAAAGUGAUAGGUCGUGGGUUCGAAUCUCACGAUGCGAGAUCGUGGAUGAGCACUGCUGAGGAUUCCCAUACUAGGAACAAACGGCCAUUCAGUGCUUCCAUGUUCUCCAUGGUGGUCUAGUUUCAACUGACUCAUGAUAUCAACUAUUGAAAUUACUAAAGCCUUUACAAAACCCUUUCUAAUGAUUAUAUAUUAAUCAUAAAUUUUAUAUCAAUAAAUUUUUUCUGUAUUGA
Schistosoma spindalis is the source of this 1940-nucleotide messenger RNA. The record is from the annotation of a GenBank genome assembly. NCBI's taxonomy places the organism in Eukaryota, Metazoa, Platyhelminthes, Trematoda, Strigeidida, Schistosomatidae.